Molecule: messenger RNA, 3334 nt
Organism: Suncus etruscus (white-toothed pygmy shrew)
Lineage: Eukaryota; Metazoa; Chordata; Mammalia; Eulipotyphla; Soricidae
Gene: DHX16
Product: DEAH-box helicase 16
Exons: 20
Coding region: 159-3290 (1043 amino acids)
Cellular component (GO): catalytic step 2 spliceosome; intracellular anatomical structure
Molecular function (GO): RNA binding; ATP binding
Source: RefSeq, a predicted model, not a curated record
UGUACGACGGGCGAGGCUUUGGGCUGUCGGAACCGAACCACUGUGCUGAGGCUGCUCUUCCGCGGAAGUCCGGGCUCCGGCCCAGGGCCCCGGGCCAGGGGGGCCGGCCCCACCGGCGGCGCGUCUGCCGGGGCAUCCGGGAGCGGGCCGGGGCGGCCAUGGAGACGCCGGCGGGGCUGGAGCGCUGGGUGCAGGACGAGCUGCACUCGGUGCUGGGGCUGAGCGAGCGGCACGUGGCCCAGUUCCUCAUCGGGACCGCGCAGCGCUGCGCCUCGGCCGAGGCCUUCGUGCAGCGCCUCAGGGACACCGACACCCUCGACCUGAGCGGGCCGGCGCGCGACUUCGCGCUCAGGCUCUGGAGCAAGGUACCACGGAAGGUGGUAGUAGAAAAGCCAGCUCGGGCAGCUGAGCGAGAGGCCCGAGCUUUGCUGGAGAAGAAUCGAUCUUACAGGUUGCUGGAAGAUAGUGAGGAGAGUGGUGAAGAGACUAUAGGUAGGGCUGACAAUAGUCAGCAGAAGAAGCGGAAAAAGCGAAAACACCUCAGGAAGAAACAUCAGGAAGAGGAGGAAGAAGAGGAGGAAGAAGUCAGUGAGAAAAAGAAGAAGACAGGGGGGAAUGCUCAGCAGACAGAGAAGCCAGAGUCAGAGGAUGAGUGGGAGCGGACAGAGCGAGAGCGUCUCCAGGACUUGGAAGAACGGGAUGCUUUUGCUGAGCGAGUUCGGCAGCGUGACAAGGAUCGAACUCGCAAUGUCUUGGAGCGAUCAGACAAAAAGGCUUAUGAAGAAGCUCAGAAGCGCCUCAAAAUGGCUGAGGAAGACCGGAAAGCCAUGGUCCCUGAGCUGCGGAAGAAAUCUCGCCGAGAGUACCUGGCUAAGCGGGAGCGGGAGAAGCUUGAGGACCUGGAGGCCGAGCUGGCUGAUGAGGAAUUCCUUUUUGGGGAUGUGGAACUAAGCCGCCAUGAGCAGCGGGAGCUCAAAUACAAGAAGCGAGUACGGGAUCUGGCCCGGGAGUACCGUGCAGCAGGAGAGCAGGAGAAGCUGGAGGCGACAAAUCGCUACCACAUGCCGGAGGAGACUCGGGGACAGCCAGCACGAGCUGUGGAUCUCGUGGAGGAGGAGUCCGGCGCCCCUGGAGAGGAGCAGCGGCGCUGGGAGGAAGCCCGGCUGGGAGCUGCCUCCUUGAAGUUUGGGGCCCGAGAUGCUGCUGCCCAGGAGCCCAAAUAUCAGCUUGUGCUGGAGGAAGAGGAAACCAUCGAGUUUGUUCGGGCCACUCAGCUCCAGGGUGAUGAGGAACCGUCAGCUCCACCGGUCCCAACCCAGGCACAGCAGAAAGAGUCCAUUCAGGCUGUACGCCGCAGCCUCCCUGUGUUCCCCUUCCGUGAAGAGCUCCUGGCUGCCAUUGCUGAUCAUCAGGUCCUCAUUAUUGAGGGCGAGACCGGCUCUGGGAAGACCACCCAGAUCCCGCAGUAUCUCUUUGAGGAGGGUUAUACAAGAAAUGGUAUGAAAAUUGCCUGCACUCAACCCAGGAGAGUGGCAGCUAUGAGCGUGGCUGCCCGAGUGGCCCGGGAGAUGGGUGUGAAACUUGGGAAUGAGGUUGGCUACAGCAUUCGUUUUGAGGACUGCACGUCAGAGCGAACUGUUCUCCGCUACAUGACUGAUGGCAUGCUUCUCCGGGAGUUUCUCUCUGAGCCUGACCUUGCAAGUUACAGUGUGGUGAUGAUAGAUGAGGCUCAUGAACGGACUCUCCACACGGACAUUCUCUUUGGUCUGAUCAAGGAUGUUGCUCGCUUCCGACCUGAGCUCAAGGUCCUGGUGGCUUCUGCCACUUUGGACACUGCCCGUUUUUCCACUUUCUUUGAUGACGCCCCCGUCUUCCGAAUCCCUGGACGCAGGUUUCCAGUUGACAUCUUCUAUACUAAGGCCCCAGAGGCUGACUACCUGGAAGCCUGUGUAGUGUCUGUGCUCCAGAUCCAUGUUACCCAGCGCCCUGGGGACAUCCUGGUGUUCCUGACUGGACAGGAAGAGAUUGAGGCAGCCUGCGAGAUGCUCCAGGAUCGCUGCCGCCGCCUUGGAUCCAAAAUCCCUGAGCUCUUGGUGCUGCCUAUUUAUGCCAACCUGCCUUCUGACAUGCAAGCUCGAAUCUUCCAGCCCACUCCUCCUGGGGCUCGGAAGGUGGUUGUGGCAACAAACAUCGCAGAGACCUCUCUCACCAUCGAAGGCAUCAUUUACGUGCUGGAUCCAGGGUUCUGUAAGCAGAAGAGCUAUAACCCCCGCACAGGCAUGGAGUCGCUCACCGUCACACCCUGUAGCAAGGCCUCAGCCAAUCAGCGAGCUGGUCGGGCAGGUCGAGUGGCUGCUGGGAAGUGCUUCCGCCUCUAUACUGCUUGGGCAUAUCAACAUGAGCUGGAGGAGACCACUGUCCCUGAGAUCCAAAGAACCAGCCUGGGCAAUGUUGUGUUGCUGCUGAAGAGCUUAGGAAUCCAUGACCUUAUACAUUUUGAUUUCUUGGAUCCACCACCAUAUGAGACCUUGUUGCUGGCUCUGGAACAACUGUAUGCUUUAGGAGCCCUCAACCACCUUGGGGAGCUUACCACGUCUGGUCGAAAGAUGGCAGAGCUUCCUGUGGACCCCAUGCUAUCUAAAAUGAUCCUGGCCUCUGAGAAGUACAGCUGUUCAGAAGAGAUCCUGACGGUGGCUGCCAUGCUUUCUGUCAACAAUUCAAUCUUCUACAGGCCCAAGGACAAAGUUGUCCAUGCUGACAAUGCCCGUGUCAACUUUUUCCUUCCGGGUGGGGACCAUCUGGUUCUGCUUAAUGUUUAUACACAGUGGGCUGAGAGUGGUUACUCUUCUCAGUGGUGCUAUGAAAACUUCGUACAGUUCAGAUCAAUGCGCCGAGCGCGGGAUGUACGCGAACAGUUGGAAGGACUUUUGGAACGUGUGGAAGUCAGUCUCAGUUCCUGCCAGGGGGACUAUAUACGUGUACGCAAGGCCAUCACUGCUGGUUACUUUUACCACACAGCAAGGUUAACACGCAGCGGCUAUCGAACAGUGAAACAGCAGCAGACAGUGUUCAUUCAUCCCAACUCAUCUCUCUUUGAGGAAAUGCCACGCUGGCUGCUCUACCAUGAACUUGUCUUGACUACCAAGGAGUUCAUGAGACAGGUACUGGAGAUUGAGAGCAGUUGGCUUCUGGAAGUUGCUCCCCACUAUUAUAAGGCCAAGGAACUAGAAGAUCCCCAUGCUAAGAAGAUGCCUAAAAAAUUAGGCAAGACACGAGAAGAGCUAGGAUAAAAAGAAAAGGACAUAAAGGGGGCCAGAGCAGUGGUAUGUAGUGG